GGCUUCCUCCCGCCCCGUUCAGAGGCUGAUGAAACUGAAAGUGCCGCAGUAGCGGCGGCUGCUUCAGGCCCGGGAGAUUAUUUCACCUUCAACAGCUGUGCGGAGAGGCGGGGAAUCGGCGGGCGGCGGACAAAGAGAGUGAGCUUUAAAACGGUGCGACAUGAACGGAGGAGCGGACUGCGCCCUCGUGGAGGAAGUGAUCGAUCUCACCAGAGGGCCGUCAGGAUUGGGAUUUAACAUCGUUGGUGGGACAGAUCAUCGGUACAUUGCCAACGACAGUGGCAUCUACGUCAGCCGGAUCAAAGAAGAUGGGGCUGCCGCCCUUGAUGGCAGAUUACAGGAGGGAGACAAAAUUUUAGCGAUUAACGGCAGGGACCUGAAGAACUUGCUGCACAAGGAUGCUGUGGAACUGUUCAGGAAUGCAGGCUACAACGUUUCUCUGAAAGUUCAACACAGGUUGCAGCCACAGAAUGGUCCAGCUGGUCACAGAGGAGAUGGAGAACCAGGUGGUAUUCCCCUAGCUGUCAUUUUGGUGCCAGUGUUGGCCACUGCAGUGGCUGCAGUUUGGGCCUUCGUGAGAUAUCGACAGCGGAUGUGAAACAUUCCCCUCUGAAGGUCUCUGUGCAUAUAUAUAUAUAACACAGCUACAUUAUAAUUUAAAGAGAAUCAACAGUUUUAUCGUGGACUAAUGCCAGAAAGGAUUGUUGCCUCUUAUAAAGCUGCUGCUGAUGUUCACUAUGUUCUGAUUUUUCUUGUGGGGUCGAUGGAGGAAGGAAGUAAAUGGGGAGGUGAGAUUAUCGUGUGUAAAUGAAUGUGCCAUUUUCACUGAUCCCAUGGAAUUUUUGCCAUCUCCUUUCUUGUACCUUUCAAAUACUUACUCUGUAUUUUAAGAUGUGACUUUGGGUGUGUUUUAAGAACAAAACUUUUAUUUUCUCAUCUCAUUCCUCUUUGAAUCAAGAAUGAAGAGGAGUGAGGGAUAGCUUAUUUCUGUUUUUUCUUUUGGGUAGGGUCAGGAGCAGGGUGGUUAAAUAAAUGCCUUUGAGAAAUGUAUACCAUCUAAUCUGGUUUCACAGUUAAAGUUCCCAGAGGAGCUGCUGAUGUAAAACAAAUUAUGCAAUAUCAGUGAGUUGUUGUAUUGGCCCUGGAAAGGCAGACAGCCGCAUUGCAGAGGAGGAGAGAGGAGUAAGGAUAGAAGGCUCAGGAAUGAAGAACCAAAGAAUUGUAACAGGAGGCUUUCUCUCCAGUAUCCUAGCACUUUGUUGAGACACCCAAUAGCAUCAGAAAUGGCCCAACGGGAAGAGAGAGAGAGAGAGACAGAGGCCUCUAAAGUAGAGGUGAACCAACAGCAUGUUUAGUCUAUGGAGCGACCAGGAGCCCAUUUGUCAGGUUACAGAAUUUUUGGAGGCAGGGGGUGGAAAUAGAACACUCAUUUUACCCAGACUUAUUGCAGCAGCUGACCUGCUAUCUGCAGUGUCGUACAGCUUGGAAGAUCUUGGCAUGACUUCUUCCGUGGUAUGGCUUUGGUCCAUCUAGGCUAUUGCUUGCUUGCCGAGGCUCUGACAUGGCUGCUGGGGAGUUGCACCAAUGGGCAAAGCAGGGGAUGGAGGAGGAAGAUGCACAGUCUGGGCAGGCAAUCUGUAGCCACACUAGAUUCUUCUUUUGGGGGGCAGAAGGCAGACAGAGAAGGCUUGGUAAGAAAGGUGAAUUGGCAAAAAGUCAUGCCUUGCCACAAAGGAGAAAAAUAUCCCAAUAGGCUUUGUUGAACAGGCUGCUAGUUCUAUAGUAAUGCUGCAGGAAAUGAACAAUACCAUGCUACUAUGAGAGAGUAAAGCUGGCCGGUUUCUAGACUGAAGGAAGCCAGAGUCUCUCUAUCUGGGUAGCAGGGAGGAGAAGACACACAGGAUGUCAGUGCUUCAAGGCACUUCAAUCUUUUGUUUUUAAAUAGGCUGUAGAACAAGCCACUUCUAGGUACUUGAUGUAGCCUCUGAACUGUGCUUAUUAGGCCACAGUGCCUGGAAGAACUGUAUGUGCUAGUGUGUUUAGUGAAUAAGACUGUGCAGCAGGAGACCAUCUUUGCAAAAGCUGUGAUUAAAUUUUAUCCGCAGGGUUGUAACUCCUCGCUCUGUCUGGUUUUAAACACAUCAGUUGACCUCAGUGGAAUAAGACCUGUUUUUCUUGUCUCACAGAAAGAAUGUGUUCUUUUGCAAAAAGAAAAGUGACAUGUAUCUGUAUAAAUGCCAAAAAUCACGUAUGCAAUAUAUGUAUACAAACAAGAGAAACUGAA
Molecule: messenger RNA, 2284 nt
Organism: Dermochelys coriacea (leatherback sea turtle)
Lineage: Eukaryota; Metazoa; Chordata; Testudines; Dermochelyidae
Gene: SYNJ2BP
Product: synaptojanin 2 binding protein
Exons: 5
Coding region: 161-598 (145 amino acids)
Molecular function (GO): protein binding
Source: RefSeq, a predicted model, not a curated record